Molecule: messenger RNA, 3701 nt
Organism: Bombyx mandarina (wild silkworm)
Lineage: Eukaryota; Metazoa; Arthropoda; Insecta; Lepidoptera; Bombycidae
Gene: Cb10
Product: wing disc-specific protein
Source: RefSeq, a predicted model, not a curated record
ACAACAAAAUAUUAACAUUGUAUUUUAGAGGCUUCACGACGAUGGAGCUCAAGUAUUAUUAUAUUUUAACUGUAGUGAGUUUAGUGAGUGGGACUCCUCAUGGAUACGGAACUAAAGGGGGAGCAUCAGCGAAAGCUGAGUCAGGGGCCGUAGCUGGAGCGAUUGGUGGCAUAACCGGACUACCACUCUCUGUACCCCCGGGUGGUGGCUUCUCUGGUAGUUUCUCAAAAUCAUCUUCAUCUAGUUUCUCAUCAUCUAGCGCUAGUUCUAGCUCGAGUUCAAGUUCUUUUAGUUUUUCUGGAACUGGGCAGGCUAAUGGAUGCGGAUCAGGAAGCUGCAAACAAAAUGGCAUUAAUACCGAUCUUGGCAACCAUGGACCUGGAAUCGUUGGAACCGGGCACACAUAUAACUCAGCUGCGAACUCUGCCGGAUUAUCCCACACUGAUGCUUUAAGCGCUUCUGUAAGUCACAGUGGCCCAGAAAACAAAUUACCUUGCCAUGGAAACGGCUGUGGGAGCAUCGGAACUGGUCAAUCAUACAGUGGUAACAACGUACCAGGGUCAUCCUACGAUGGAUUCGUAAGUGGCCCACAAACCUUUACAAAUGUGGAAAAUAAAAUUCCGUGUUCUGGAAACGGCUGUGGAACCACUGGAGCUGGUUCAUCAUAUGGGAGUGCUACUGCUUCAGGGUCAUCGCACUCUGACAACUUAAGUGGUACACAUAGUCUUAGUGAUUCUGGAAACAAUACUCCGUGCUCUGGAAGUAAUUGCAAAGUCAACGGUAUCGAAUCAUCAUACGACGACAACAACGCAGCAGUAUCAUCUCACCCUUCUAUCCCAAGUGGCUCGCACACGCACCAUAAUGGGGGAAAUAAACUUCCAUGCUCUGGAAAGGAUUGCUUUAGUGUAAACACUCCAUGUGAAGGUCUCAGCUGUAGUGGCAGUACCGUUGAUACAAAAUGUCAAUUUGGUAAAUGUUCACAAAGCACAUCAGACAAUUUGAAUAUUGAAAAACAUUGCGGCUCUGGGCAGUGUAAUUCAACUCCCGAAAAAGUUUUGACAAAUGUGGAAAACUGUAAGUCAGGCCAGUGUGCAACUAAUUACGAACAAACGAAAGCACCCAACUCUUAUGAUAUACCUGUUAAAUCAAAACCGAACCAAAGUUUAUCGAAUUCGAAUUUUGAUAAAACAUCUUCACCAUCUCUUUAUCACCAUGGAUCUACUGAAACUGGUAGUGGCAUCAAUUGUGACUAUGGAAGUUGUAAGCACUCUCAUAUCGAUCACAAUUCCAAACCACUUGAAACGACUGGCACCUUAAAUUUGAACCAAGGUUUUCAUGAUACAAAAUGCGAUACGCCGAACUGUCAAACAUACAAUUACGACUCCAGUGCAUCACCUGGUGAUAGUUUUGCUCCGGGGGUCCAUAAACCUGGAAUUUAUUUGACGACUCCAAAUAUCGGCUCUGCUUGUUCGACUCCGAAUUGUAAUCCGGCACAAAAUACUGUUACCGCAAGUAAACCAUCUAGUUAUAAUGUGCCUAUUCAAUCUGUUUUCAACAAACCAACAAAUGACAAAUCACCAUUCGACAACAGUAACUUAUCACUGGAUGGUAUUUCAUCAAGUUGUGCUUCUGGGAAAUGCACCGGACAUAACAAACCAACCAACGUAGAUGUUACCCUCAUCAAAUACCCAACAGCUAUACAAGACUCUCCAACACAUUAUCCUACUGGUACUGUUGCUUGUAAUACCCCAAAUUGCGCCAAAGAAGCUGAAGCAACGCAAAUAGAUAACAAACCUGUAUUCGAACACGGAGUUUCUAUAACUCCUUGUAAAACAGCAAAUUGUGGAUCUAGUACAAGUGGUCCAAAUUAUGCAUCUCAUAUUGGUGCCGCUUUAUCUCCACCAAACUACGCCAAUCUACCACCUACUUUACCACCAUAUCAAUCAAAUGGCGCAACAUUUGCCACAGUUCCUAAACAUCCAGGAACUCCACAAUAUUUUUUGUCUCACGAAACUCCUCCUUCAACAGUACUUCUUACUCCGACUUGCACUACACGAGAUUGUGCUGGAAACGCUGUUUUAAAACCUGGAUUUGCCCCACCAAUACAACCUACAAUACCCUAUCAACAAACAAAUAUCGUACCAUCUACGCCAUUUUACAAUACUCAUACUGAUAAUUUAUCCAAUUGCAAUACGCCGAAUUGUGCCUCUUCCUCUGCUAAUCAUGCCAAACUUCCAAAUUAUAGCGGAGGAUUUGGAAGUACAACAACAAGCUUUUUGAAACCAAAUGAUUAUAGCCUAUCUCAUUCAAAUGUCGGUGCGUCUUCUAAUGCUGGCGUUUCAACUGGUAUUAACACAAAACCUAAUGCAGUUCAAAAACCAAAUGCAGAUUCAUCAACAGAUCAAAAUCAACCCACCUAUUCUGGUGGUUUUGGUGGACCAUCAGGCUUACUUACACCAAAUGCUGUCGGUACCCAACAAGUUGUACACAAUCAAGUAAAACCUACUCACAGUGGGAAUCCAAGUCUUCCUUCUUAUUCUGGCAGCUUUGGAAUAUCUACAGGAGCUGUCAAACCCCAUGACUCCCAUCCUGUGAACUUUGGAACUUUGUCAGACUCCAAUAGAUUGCCAACCAAUAAUGUACUUGGAACUAAUAUUCAAGUUGGAGCUGGGACUACUUCACAUAUUGAUCAUAAGCCUGCUUCCACUGACAAAGAGCUCCCACAGUAUAAUGGAGGAUUCGGUGGACCAUCCGGCCUGUUAAAGCCAAACGAAUUUAAAGUACCAAUUAAAAACAUAAUUGUUAGUAAACCUGUAACAUCACAACAAACUCCCAGUAGCUGUUCUUCAGGAAAUUGUGACAACCAUGCAACUGCUGCUGCAAGCGGUGCUACAGCACAAGCUGAAGCUGUGGCUUAUGCAGGAGGUUUCGGAGGACCACCAGGCGUUCUUCAGCCUCACGAUCAUGGAAAGCUCGAACAUUCUGGCUUAGGAACAAAUCAUGCAUUAGGAAGUCAAUUUGCUACAAGUCAAGGCAGUGAUAAAGCUUUAGGUAGCGGCACUACAAGCGGUGUCGGAUCUUCUACAGAUUUUCAAGCUGGUUUUGGUAAAUCAAACGGAGAAAUAGGGAAUCCCAAAGCAGGAAUUAUAUCUACGGCAACUGCCCAUGCUGCUGCUGUCGCCUCAGCUACAGCGUCUGCUGGAUUUGAUGGAAAUUACAACGGGAAAACUGGGAUUCAUGGUCACGAAGAUAAACCUUCUGGAGGUUGUGGAGGCGGCUGCGAUUCUAAUGGAGGUUCCCACGAUAGUAGUUCAAACCUUGGACAUGCUGGCGGACUAGCUUACUCGAAAUCUGGCCACUUAAAUGGUUGGAAUGGUGGGCAGAAUGUUGCUGCGGGUGCUUCAGCAAAAAGUGUUGCAGGUGCAAUAAGUGACGCGCGAGCCUUUGGAUAUGGCGGCUCAGCGCAUGCAACUGCUUCAGCUCACGCGUCUGCUGGUUUUCCCACAAAAGGAGGUUACGGAGGCUAGGACAGCUUCGAAAAAGAAUAUGAAGUUGCCUGCAUAAGAUUGCAAUCAUUAGAAAAUACAAGACUUGAUUGAAUUAAGACAUUGUGAUAUUUCGUGUGAAUGAACAUAAGUUAAUAGUCAUUUUCUAAAAUAAAGUAUGAAAAUAAAAAAGGUUUUCAAUAUAAAAAAAAGUUA